GGCCCAGCCAGCAUGUCUAUCCACUUCAGCUCCCAGGUCUUCAGCUCGCGCUCCUCCGCCUUCCCGGGGCGCGGCACCCAGGUGCGCCUGAACUCGGUGCGCCCCGGCGGCUUCGGCGGCAGCAGCAGCAGCCUCUAUGGCCUUGGCGCCUCGCGGCCGCGCGUGGCCCCACGCUCAUCCUACGGGGGCCCAGUGGGCGCCGGCAUCCACGAGGUCACCAUCAGCCAGAGCCUGCUGACCCCGCUGCAGGUGAACAUCGACCCCACCAUCCAGCAGGUGCGCCAGGAGGAGCGCGAGCAGAUCAAGACCCUGAACAACAAGUUCGCCUCCUUCAUCGACAAGGUGCGGUUCCUGGAGCAGCAGAACAAACUCCUGGAGACCAAAUGGGCGCUGCUGCAGGAGCAGGGGUCGACCAAGAACAGCUGCCUCCUGGGCAUCUUUGAGGCCCAGAUUGCUGGCCUGCGGAAGCAGCUCGAGGCCCUGCAGCUGGACGGGGGCCGCCUGGAGGUGGAGCUUCGGAACAUGCAGGAUGUCGUGGAAGACUUCAAGAACAAGUACGAAGACGAAAUUAACCGUCGCACGGCUGCUGAGAAUGAGUUUGUAGUGCUGAAGAAGGAUGUGGAUGUUGCCUACACGAACAAGGUGGAGUUGGAGGCCAAGGCGGACACCCUGAAUGAUGAGAUCAACUUCCUCAGGACCCUCUAUGAGGAGGAGUUGAAAGAGCUGCAGUCCAAGGUCUCAAACACGUCUGUGGUCCUGUCCAUGGACAACAACCGCUCCCUGGACCUGGACGGCAUCAUCGCCGAGGUCAAGGCCCAGUACGAGGAGAUCGCCAACCGCAGCCGGGCUGAGGCCGAGGCCUGGUACCAGACCAAGUUUGAGACCCUCCAGGCCCAGGCUGGGAAGCACGGGGACGACCUCCGGAAUACCCGGAAUGAGAUUGCGGAGAUGAACCGGGCUGUCCAGAGGCUGCAGGCUGAGAUCGACAGCAACAAGAACCAGAGUGCCAAGUUGGAGGCUGCCAUCGCCGAGGCCGAGGAGCGUGGGGAGCUGGCCUUCAAGGAUGCACGUGCCAAGCAGGAGGAGCUGGAGGCUGCCCUGCAGAGAGCCAAGCAGGACAUGGCCCGGCAGCUCCGGGAGUACCAGGAGCUCAUGAGCACCAAACUGGCCCUGGACAUCGAGAUCGCCACCUACCGCAAGCUGCUGGAGGGCGAGGAGAGCAGGCAACCCUUGAAACAAGAUCUACUUGGCUAAAAGAAGAGGCUGUGAUCUCCAGAUAUGAAGGUCUUUCGGUUCGCCCUGUCUCCACGAACAUGAUAGCCACUCCAGAAUAAACAGUGUUUCUCUUUUACAUAAAGCUUCCCUAAAUGGGAGACAUAAUGCAAGCUCCUUAGGAAACCAUGACUACUUGACCUACUCUGGCAAGUCUUUCCUCAAAUCCAACUUCUAUCUUUCCAGUCGCAGUGAAAGCCUGACUUCUCUUGCUCUCUUUGGAAUUCCAUUAUUCUUGGAUGGAUUAUCAAUGGCAAAUCCCCCACUCUCACCCCCAUGGUAUCCCUGGGCUACUGACCAAUCAGGAGUUUUCAGAAUCAGGCAAAAAAGCAAGAUGAAUGAGCACGUCAUUGAUUUAUGGCUGAGGACUUCCAAUAAGGCCAAAUAAGACAUACAAAUUUAUCAGUUACUACAGAGAACAGACUUUUUGGACUGUCCAAGCUUUUCUUUUCAUUCAGUAGUGUGGUUGCCCAAGGAUUGGUGACAUUUUCCCUUUGCCUAAGAGGAGAGAUUCUCAUUGGGCCUUCCCUGGGGCAGCUGGGCUUGAGGAUGGAUGUUCGAUUUUGGGUUCUUUUCCAGGAUAAAGGAAGUGACGAUGGUCAAAGGUCUCGAGUCCUCCCUGCCCCUUGAACUGAGCCUCCAUGGUAGAAUAAUAGUUGAUAACAUUUAUUGAGCACUUGCUAUGUGCCAGGUGUUGAGUUAAGCAUUGUCCAUGUAUUUUUAA
Molecule: messenger RNA, 1996 nt
Organism: Physeter macrocephalus (sperm whale)
Lineage: Eukaryota; Metazoa; Chordata; Mammalia; Artiodactyla; Physeteridae
Product: keratin, type II cytoskeletal 7
Exons: 8
Coding region: 13-1254 (413 amino acids)
Biological process (GO): keratinization; intermediate filament organization
Cellular component (GO): keratin filament
Molecular function (GO): structural constituent of skin epidermis
Source: RefSeq, a predicted model, not a curated record